Messenger RNA from Hyaloperonospora brassicae, 357 nucleotides. The record is from the annotation of a GenBank genome assembly. Lineage: Eukaryota; Oomycota; Peronosporomycetes; Peronosporales; Peronosporaceae.
AUGCGGCGAGUGCGCGGACUACGCAAAGACCGCAAAACGUUGGCACGUGUUGAGCACCGCAUCGACCACAAUAUCCUGACGUUCUGUGACUUCAUGAAGAGUAUGGGCAGCACCAAAGCCAUGGUGGGCGACCCCUUUACCCUCAUCCUUAACAAUCACUUGGUAGUAUCGCCUCCGUCAAGCACCAGCUCUAGUCCCCGCACGAGUCCCGUGCGAUUCCAACUUGACUUCGACGAGAGCAGUAGUACGCCGGAGAAGAAACUCGAAGCUGUCGGUAGCCCCAACGACGUACCCCAACUGGACUUACCGCCACUGGACGAGGCACUCGACUUUCUGAUUCAAGUCAUGGAGCAGUGA